UAUCAUGCAUACUAUGAUCACUAGCCUACGUUUUGAGUUUGAAUGUCAACAAUCUUUCUCCAAAAUAUCUGACACCUUUUGGAGUUAACUUUUGAUUUAGAUCUUCAGUCAUUCAGGGUGUGGAGGGAGAAGUUGGGAAAUAAGGAAAGUGCCAAAGAACAAUCAAAUAAAGAGUGGGUGGAUGCAGAAAACAAUACCAGUAGUAGAUCUACCUGGGGCUUAGGUUUCAAUUCAAGUUGGUUUCAAUUUCCAGGGUUUCCUUUAUACCAUACAGAGACAUCUUCUUAAACUUGCAACCAAAUUACAUGUUAAUUAAAGUUGUGCAGCUUAAUGGAAGUGAAGCAUAGCCAGAUUGCCGAUAAAUCAUUUAAAAUGUUAUCUUGCAUACAUCCAGUGGCGACUGUUUCUUGUGAAGUAAGGAAUGCUGUUGGACAACUUGUUUAGGGUGGGACAGACAGACAGGUUGACCGAGGUUUCUCACUGCAGAGGCAGAUUCACUCCUUGUUACACCAUAUCACAGCAGUUAUGGUUUCAGGUGUGUUGUUCAGUCUUGUGUGUGCUCUCUGUGUGAUCCUGAUCCCGGCUGUAUGGGCGGAUGAUUGUAGCAGCUAUGUGGACUCCGAUGGUAACCAACAUAAUACUCAGCAGUGUGGCAUAUAUUGCUGUGGAAACUGUCAAAAACAAUACUGCUGCAGUGACAAGACAAACCGUUUCAGACGAUCAAAACAAAAACUCUGUGAAGGAAGCCUUGCAAAACUUUCCAACCCUAUUCCAAUUCUUGGAAUCAUCUUAGGGUCUGUUAGUCUUAUCAUCUGCGUGGUUGUCAUCGCCUGCUGUGUGAUUCCUUGCUGCUUCUUCUACAAGAAAUGCCGAAAAGGACGCAACCAAAGGCCCCGAACUGCAAGAAACACCCCCACUGUUGUCAACGUGCCGCAGCAGCCACACCCCCCUCCUGGAUAUCAUCCGUCCUACCCCGGCUACCUUUUUGUACCUGCUCAGCCUGGAUAUGGAGGCGUGCCCCUCCCUUCAGCACCACCUUCAUACUUGGAAGCCGCUGAUCCAGCUUGCUCUCCAUCUGCAUACACUCCCGGGCUGCCGAUGGCUUCCUACCCCGGCCAGCCCUAUGCCCCGCCUCCACAUUCAGAGGAAUUUGCACCGCUGCCCUACAACCCCUCUUAUGGCCCAGACCCAUAAACUGGAGAGAUUAUUAGACCAAACCGCUUCAUGUCGAAGAACAAUGUUUCGCCACUGUUUUCACAGGAAAGAGAAAUGUGUGGAUCAGUGGAAAUCCCCUUUACAGGAUUCCAAAUUGAACUAUUUAUUGGGAAACACACAACUUACAAUAUAAUCUUGUCAAACAUUUGCCAUAUCUUGCUGCUGCUGCUUUCUAUGGGUACGUUUGUUUGAAAUAUAGAUUGUGUAAUGGACAUUUAAAUGUAUGCAUUCAAAAAAAAUAGGGCCACUUUGAGUGUUUAAUAAAACAGCUGUUUGUGCUGUGUACCAAAACACACACAUUUCAAGUUAGGAGACAGAGAAAUAAAGAAAAAACCUACAAAAACCU
This is a messenger RNA of Trematomus bernacchii (emerald rockcod), 1561 nucleotides long. RefSeq names its product protein shisa-5-like. Bases 526 to 1194 code for a protein of 222 amino acids. The transcript is spliced from 5 exons. The record is from RefSeq and is a predicted model, not a curated record. NCBI's taxonomy places the organism in Eukaryota, Metazoa, Chordata, Actinopteri, Perciformes, Nototheniidae.